Messenger RNA from Bombyx mandarina (wild silkworm), 1966 nucleotides. It is a transcript of the gene YL-1, whose product is annotated as Vacuolar protein sorting-associated protein YL-1. Gene Ontology annotation, cellular component: nucleus. The record is from RefSeq and is a predicted model, not a curated record. NCBI's taxonomy places the organism in Eukaryota, Metazoa, Arthropoda, Insecta, Lepidoptera, Bombycidae.
ACAAACUUUUGUUUUUAUUAUCAACAUUUAUGAACUUGUUGACUGAAACUGAUUCCUUAAAAUUCUAUAUUAACAAAAUUCGAGUAGUUUUACAAAAUGGCUCAACGGGCACGAAGAUCAAACGCUGGAAAUCGUAUGGCUAAACUCCUUGACGAGGAGGAAGAGGAUGAUUUUUACAAAACAACAUACGGAGGGUUUAAUGAUGUUGAAGAGGAUGUAGAAUAUCAACAAGAAAAGGAAGUUGAUGAUGAAGUUGAUUCAGAUUUCGAUAUUGAUGAGAAUGAUGAACCAGUGUCUGAUCAGGAAGUUGAAGAAAAAGCUAAAAGAAAAGUUGGCACUAAAGCUUAUAAGGACCCCAAUAAGAAGAAAUUAAAUGAAAAAUCAAAAAAGCCAGUCAUCAAAAAACCCAAAGAUGAUAAAUCUAUAGAAGACAAAGUUGAAAAACAAAACAAAAGUGCUGUGGACAAAAUUGUUGAUACCUCAAUAGAACGGAAAUCUAUAAGACAAAGUACAGCUAUGAAAUCUGCCGAGACAAUACAAAGGAUAAAAAUCAGGUCAGAGCUGAAAAAGAAGAAACCGAAGAAAGUAGAAGAGAAGAUGCCGACCCAGGAAGAGUUGUUGGAAGAAGCAGUCGAGACAGAGAAAGAGAACUUAAAGAGUUUAGAACGUUUUGAACAAAUCGAACUAGAACGCAAGAAGAUUAGACCAACUAAAAAGACUAUAACUGGACCCGUAAUAAAGUACCAUUCAUUUGCUGUGCCCGUGCGUCUCAAACGUGACGAAGUAGAUAACAGUGCGCCACCACUGGAUAUAAGCGUAACUGAUAACAUAAAAAAUGAAGACGGUGUAUUAACACAAGCUGACUUGGAUGCUCCUGAUGAGAAAAUCGAUACAGAUCGAGUUGAGACAAAGGAAGAGCAGACCGAAGACCUUCAAACUAAAAUGGAGAUAGACGUGAUCGGACCUGAUGAUGAAAUUAAAAUUGAAAGCGUUAAUAUUAAAGAACAAAAACCAAAUAAGCUGAGGCACAAAAACGUGAAAUAUUACGAGAGGACUUUGCUUAGUUUCGAGAAUGAUAUCAACGAUGUAGCUUACAACGCCUGCUUCUUGAAGGCUCAGCCAAAGAGACGAAGGCACAUGCUCUGUGCCGUCACCAAGAGACCAGCACGCUACAUCGAUCCGGUCACGAAGCUGCCCUACAGAAGCGUCGAUGCCUUUCGAAUCAUCCGCGAGGCUUACUACCAGCAGCUAGAAGCGAGAGGAGAUAGAUCGGAUCCGCAAGUGGCCGCCUGGUUACAGCAUAGGAGAGCUGAUGCCUCGUCUUCCUACGUACAAAUACACAUCAAGUAAUAUUGGACUUUAACACAUUGGUAGUAGAGUCGAAAAUUAUUUAGCUGGCCAUGUUCUUUGUUUUUACUUGUUGCUCCUUUUUUUUCUAACAAUGACGUGGAUUUCGAUGGUUCAAUAAAAAAGAUAAAAUGCUGUGAGGAUACGAUUUCUUAAUUUUUAGGACAUCUUAAAUAAAAUUUAUCUAUGGCACUAUGAUUAACGUCAAUGCCAAAAAUGCAUUGCUUACUUAUAAUUUAGGUCACAACCGGAAAUACACUAUAAAUUCACGCUAAUUUAGAUUACAAUGCUUCAUUAAUUUUAAUAUUUUUAAAGUUGUUGGUAUGAUUAUGUCCUGAAAUGUUGUUUUCCGAAUACAGCACAUGUGCGCUAUGAAAUAAAAACUAAAUUACCUUAUCUGGUAAGUUUGAGAAUGUUUUAUAUGAUCAGUAUUAAAAAUUGCUUAGAACAAAUUUUGUAUCGAAUAUCUUCUUCGUCUAUACGUCAUUGAUAUGAAACUAAAUUGGGGACAUUUAAAAAGUUUAUGAUGUAGGCAAUGUUAACGUUCUAGUAAGUAUGUUAUAAGAUUAAUUAUAAAUUACGAAUUGUACAUUAUAAUAUUGAUAAGUAAUAAAUCCAU